AUGAUUAUCACUCCGUCCGCCGUGUACACCCGUGCUUUAAACCUGUACCGGAUGCAGGUGACGUACGACUCUCGCGGACCCAAACCGGGUAAGUGGGGCGACCUGGUCUCCUGCAUGCCUGGAAGCGUAUGCGGCACGGGCUCCAUUCAGUCGCCCAUCGAGAUACCUUCAGGUCUCAGGGAAGAAGCCGGCGACUUCAAGCUGAAAAACUACGACAGGGAGUUUAGGAAGUUCGACGUAGAGGCGGACGGUCACGCGAUCACGGUGGUGAUCAAGGAAGGCGGCAAAGCACCGUCUGUGGAAGGCCAGAACGUGCUCGGCAAAGGCAAAUUCGUGCUGCAGCAGUUUCACUUCCACCUCGGAUCAAACGACAACCAGGGAGCGGAGCACAAGAUCGACGACGCCGGGCGGAGCUUCCCCAUGGAGGUCCACUUCGUCCACGCAAAAGAAGGCAAACGCAGCCUGGCUGAGGCCCUCAGGGAGCCCGGCAGCGUGCUCGUAAUGGCUGUCCUGUUCCAGGUGGAAGACACGCCAGCGGACGAUAAAGCGGACUCUGCCCUCCAAGCCAUUAUUGAUAAAAUCGGCGUCACUGCUGAUGCCACCAAGGUAUACGCGACGACGCUUAUCUGGAGCUGA
This is a messenger RNA of Dermacentor silvarum, 636 nucleotides long. Its product is annotated as carbonic anhydrase 2-like. The record is from RefSeq and is a predicted model, not a curated record. Bases 1 to 636 code for a protein of 211 amino acids. Lineage: Eukaryota; Metazoa; Arthropoda; Arachnida; Ixodida; Ixodidae. Gene Ontology annotation, molecular function: carbonate dehydratase activity; zinc ion binding. The transcript has 5 exons.